AUGGUGAAGUUCCUGAAGCCAAACAAGGCGGUGAUCCUCCUCCAAGGGAAUUACGCCAGUCACAAGGCCACCAUCGUGAAAAACUUGGACGAUGGCACACGCGACCGCCCCUACGGCCACUGCUUCGUCACCGGCAUAGCCAAGUACCCGAGCAAGGUCAUCCGUAAGGACUCGGCCAAGAAGUCACGCGUCAAGGCCUUCAUCAAGGUGGUCAACUACAACCACGUCGAGACAUCAUGCCCACGCGCUACACCCUCGACGUGGAUCUCAAGGACAUCGUCACCGCUGAUGCCUGGUCUCGCACGACAAGAAGGUCACCGCCUGCAAGGAGAUCAAGGCAAGGUUCGAGUAGAGGUUCAAGACUGGCAAGAACCGCUGGUUUUUCUCAAAGCUCAGGUUCUAAGUAUUAAGUAUUAG
Striga hermonthica is the source of this 417-nucleotide messenger RNA. The record is from the annotation of a GenBank genome assembly. NCBI's taxonomy places the organism in Eukaryota, Viridiplantae, Streptophyta, Magnoliopsida, Lamiales, Orobanchaceae.